GGAGUCAUUUUGAAAAUGCCUUCCAAAAAGAACAACGCUCCAAAAAAGCAAAAUACGCGGGACAUCAUGUCAUGUUUCAAAGGGUUCAAGUGUCUGUGUGUUGGUGGGGAGAAGAGGAGGACUGUCGAAGAGGAUCUGGAAAGAGACAGCCGCUUCAUUGAAGACCUCGACGACGUCACUCUGUCUGACAAUGAGAAUCCAGAUUUAAACACUGAAUGCCCGCAAAAGGUUGACAACCUACAUAACAACAAAUUAAACGUACAAAUUGAACGACAGCGGGCCAAUUGUGGUGCAUCAAAUACUUCACUUCAAAAGUGUGACACAACGCCAGUUGUAGAUGUAGUGCAGCAGAGAGGAACCAGUGUCAGAGCGGUAGUUGAUAAAGGUGUCAGCAUUGUUGACAUUGAGGAGAUUUAUGAAAAACUGCGUCAGCAGAGUCCAGCUUUGAGAGAAUUGAUGGAGAGUAGAUUCCCUGGGGAUUCUUAUCAGAAAGCAGUCAACCUGAAGAAGGAAAACUUUGGGAAGAUCCAACAGUCAUUCAGUGAAGUUCACAGAGUCAAGAAGCUGCUGAGACAGGGCGAGUCAGUUUGCAAAGUGGUGGUUAAGGAUGUUUGUCAGGGAACAGGCUUUGUGCUGUUUGACAACUUCAUCUUGACCAACGCACACCUUUUCAAAGAUUGUGUCGAAGGACAAAAGUUGAAGAAGGAUGUAAAUGUGUUUGUUUUCUUCAACUAUGAAGAUCCUGAGCCAGACUUAAAUUACUACUACUACGAGCUGGCUCACCGUGACAUCUGCUGCACUCAGGAUGAUCUUGACUAUGCCGUACUUGAGCUCAACCCUGAGAGCCAGAAAUCAAACCAAUCGACACAAACACAGAGAAGGAAGGUGCCACCAGGACUCCUGAAGAUGUUUGGUCCAAUGCCUCAGAAUGGUGAAGCCUGUAUUAUUGGUCACCCAAAAGGAGAAGUGAAAAAAAUGGAUCUUACAUUUAUCAUUGAGAAAGAGAAGAGGGAGCAGGCUGUCAAUGAUCACUUACAUCCAUACAAAGAGAGUAUUUUUACUCUACUCACAAUCAUUAACCUUCUCAAAGAUCAAGGCCUUGAAAACAUAAUGAUGGGUGGGACAAAAGCAGACAAAGUAGGGACCUACAACACUUUCAUGUAUCACGGCUCUUCUGGUUCCCCGGUGUUUGAUGCUCGUGGUCGAGUCUUUGGUUUGCACACCGCAGGAUAUGCUUAUGAGUUCAUAAACCACAAAGGGAGUGUGAUAGAGUUCGCCCAACCUCUGCUAACUAUAUUUGAACACUAUGUGAGUACGCUAAAAGAACAUGGGAAGGAUGAGCUGUUGGAGAGAGUUAAGAAAGAGGUGAAGGGAAACUCAGACCUAGAAGAGGUCUUAAAGUCUGUGGUUGAGCUCAAGGAUGAGCCAGCAGACCCUGAGGAGCUCCUGGACUACAUUGAGCCAAUGGAUACUGAUUAAGUAUUAAGACCUUCAAAACACAUCUGGCUGUAUAGGUUGUUUUAGAGUUCAUGAAAUCUUCAUUUUGACCGAAAGAUUAACUACAAAUUGUAAUACUGCCCUGCUAUUUUUGUGUAUCAAGUGUAUUUUUGGUGCU
Messenger RNA from Etheostoma cragini (Arkansas darter), 1615 nucleotides. Its product is annotated as protein FAM111A-like. Lineage: Eukaryota; Metazoa; Chordata; Actinopteri; Perciformes; Percidae. Bases 16 to 1479 code for a protein of 487 amino acids. The transcript has 2 exons. The record is from RefSeq and is a predicted model, not a curated record.